This is a messenger RNA of Rotaria sp. Silwood1, 1377 nucleotides long. NCBI's taxonomy places the organism in Eukaryota, Metazoa, Rotifera, Eurotatoria, Philodinida, Philodinidae. The record is from the annotation of a GenBank genome assembly.
AUGUGUGGUGACCGUGAGCAAAACUCAAAACUACUACAAUGUUUAUCAAUCCCACAACAUCCUAAUAGACUAGUUGGUUUCAAUGCAAAAAACAUGGAUUCUCUAGUCAGAUAUAUUUGUUGUAUAUGUAAUUUUUUAUUACGAAACCCGGUUCAAUUAAUAUGUGGACAUCGCUGCUGUCAAUCAUGUAGUAGUGGUGACGGAAGUUUUCAAUGCAACGUAUGUAAUGAAGUUACAUCACGAGAUACAAUAAUGCUUGACAAAGGUUGUCAACUUGAUAUGGAAAAAUUAAAUAUUACUUGUUCAUUUUGCGAUUGGAAUGGUAUAUUUAAAGACUAUCAAUUUCUUCGUAUAAAUGCACGUGAUCAUUUUAUAAGUGAACAACAUCAAAGUGCUUUACUUCGAUAUAUUUGUAAAAAUAUUCCAGAUACAAUGGUUAAUCAAUCAUUUGUAUCUUCCAUUACAACAAUAAUCCCUGAUAGAGAAACUGAUGAGAAUCUUCAUGGAAAUCUUCAACAAUUAUUUGAAACAACGGAUAUUCUCUCUGGUGGUAUUAAUGUGUUAAAUGAUGAUAUUCAACGUCUCUAUUCAGAGUCACUUCAUCAUCAAACUUCACUACGAUCCUUGUCAGAAGAGUCAUCAAAAUUAAAAAUUGCUAUUGAAGAAACACAUUCAUCAAUAGAUGCUCAUCAAAUCAAUCAAAAAAUACUUGAGGAAAGUCUCAAUUCACUUCGACAACAAGUUGAAGAUCAAAAGAAUAGUUUCACUGAUGGCAAACUUAUAUGGAAAAUUACAAAUGUUCAACAAAAAAUAGCCGAUGCUCAAUGUGAGCGACAAGUAUCUAUUUAUUCUCCUAUAUUCUAUUCGUCACCGAAUGGUUAUAAAAUGCGACUUCGUCUCUAUUUGGCUGGUGAUGGUAAUGCUAGACGUACUCAUAUGUCUCUUUUCUUUGUACUUAUGCGUGGAGAAUAUGAUGCUAUACUUGAAUUUCCAUUCAAAUUCAAAGUGACAUUUUGUCUAAUUGAUCAAACAUCUCAACAACGACAUAUUAUCGAUUCAUUUCGUCCGGAUGUAAAAUCAAAUAGUUUUCAAAGACCUCGAUCAGAUAUGAACAUAGCUUCUGGCAUACCGAAAUUUGUGCCCCUAACAACGAUUCAACAAGAUAACAAUCUCUAUGUUCGCGAUGAUACUAUGUUUAUCAAAGCUAUGGUUGAUUUUGAUAACAUACCAAAAUCCUUGGUACCGUAUACAUUAAAUGUUAAUCCGGGUUUACCCAUUCUAAUUCAACAAGAAUGGAUCAAACGUGAACUUGAAAAACAGGCACAAGAAAAAUUAUUAAAUACAACUCACCCAUCUAUAUCUAUGACCACGACAUGA